Molecule: messenger RNA, 621 nt
Organism: Musca vetustissima
Lineage: Eukaryota; Metazoa; Arthropoda; Insecta; Diptera; Muscidae
Gene: amrt
Product: TM2 domain-containing protein CG11103
Exons: 1
Coding region: 1-609 (202 amino acids)
Source: RefSeq, a predicted model, not a curated record
AUGGACCCCUACUAUAAACCAUUAAUGCUGUUAACAUUACUGUCCUGUGUCCAUUUAUCCAUCUGUGUGCAGGCACGUAGCGACCGUGAACAACAAGUUACAAGUGAUAUUGGAAACAAUGCCCGUGUUGCUGCUGCUGCCGACAAUACCAACUACCGUGUUUGGGGCCCAAAAGUGUUGUGUUCCAUGCUGCCCGACGAUUUCCUCGAAUGCAAUAAGCCCAUUGAUCACAAGGAAAAUAAAACCGCCAAAGAAGAAAAAGGAUAUGGUUGUUUGAAGUUUGGUGGCCUAAAUUAUGAAGAUGUCGAACACACCAAAGUUCAAUGUACCGUCUUCAUUGAUAUCGAUUGUCAUGGCCCACGAACAUUCCAUCGAGAUGGUGUACCAUGUAUACGGUAUUCGGAACAUUACUUUCUAACGACACUACUGUACAGUUUGCUAUUGGGCUUCUUGGGUAUGGAUCGUUUUUGUUUGGGACAAACCGGAACAGCCGUGGGGAAACUACUGACUCUGGGUGGAGUGGGUGUUUGGUGGAUUGUCGAUAUUAUAUUAUUGAUUACAAAUCGUUUAACACCUGAAGAUGAUAGCAAUUGGAAUCCAUAUGUCUAGCAAAGGUUCUUC